AUGGACAGGUACCACAGAGCAGUUAAAAGGGCAAGAAAUGCAGCUGUGCCUAUGACUAAUGGGCAAUGUAGUGAUCGGGUCACUCGAAAUGCUUCCACCAAUCAGUCUCAACAAUCUGACACAGUUGUAAAUGAUGUUUGUGAUUCUCCCAUUUGCGAUAUUGAUUUUGGUGAAAUGUCAUCUGAGGAGGACAAUAUUGUAGCUGGAGUUGAGACUAAUAGAGAUUCAGGAAGUGAAUUAGGUGAUAUCCCUGAUGAAGAUAAAUCAACUCUAUCUGAGUCUGAGGAUGAAUUUGAGGAGCAUGAGUGGUUCGAUGAUUCGUUUAAUGAUGAGGAUUCUAAUGAUGAGAGGUUUGAUGGUGAUACAUCUGAUAACGAUGGACAAUUACCGGUAGCAGAGAUAGAACAAAAUCAAGAUAAUCACAUUGUUUCCUUAGAAAAAGAUCUUGCUGAAUCUGAAUACGAGAUUUGUUCAUUGCAAGAUUUGUUCAUUGCAACUGGAUAA
This is a messenger RNA of Amphimedon queenslandica, 504 nucleotides long. RefSeq lists its product as uncharacterized. Lineage: Eukaryota; Metazoa; Porifera; Demospongiae; Haplosclerida; Niphatidae. The transcript has a single exon. The record is from RefSeq and is a predicted model, not a curated record. Bases 1 to 504 code for a protein of 167 amino acids.